Brienomyrus brachyistius is the source of this 1786-nucleotide messenger RNA. RefSeq names its product myomaker, myoblast fusion factor (gene mymk). The record is from RefSeq and is a predicted model, not a curated record. NCBI's taxonomy places the organism in Eukaryota, Metazoa, Chordata, Actinopteri, Osteoglossiformes, Mormyridae. Gene Ontology annotation, cellular component: plasma membrane. The transcript is spliced from 6 exons. The coding region runs from base 122 to 910 and encodes 262 amino acids.
CUCAUUCUCCCUUUCUCACCCAUCCUGAGAGCUCGUGCUCCUUCGCUCUCUCUUAAAGCCGGAUCUUCCGUCUGCGCCCCCCUCCGCCGGGCAGAUUAGCACAUUUCUCCACAUCGCCAGGAUGGGCUCCUUUAUUGCCAAGAUGCUGCUGCCCACCGUUAGCAGCCUUGUGCUCCUGCCAGCAGCCAGUGUGGCCACCAAGAGGGGCUUCCACAUGGAGGCCAUGGUCUAUUUCUUCACCAUGUUCUUUACAGCGACGUACCAUGCAUGUGACGGCCCCGGACUGUCCAUCCUCUGUUUCAUGCAGUACGAGAUUCUGGAGUAUUUCAGCAUUUACGGCACCGCAAUAUCCAUGUGGGUCACCCUGUUAGCAUUAGGUGACUUUGAUGAGCCCAAGCGCUCCACUCUGACCAUGUUUGGGAUUCUGACCACUGCUGUGAGGAUCUACCAGGAUCGCUGGGGCUACGGUGUCUACUCUGGACCAAUAGGAACUGCAGUUUUGAUGAUAACAGUCAAAUGGCUGCAAAAGAUGAAGGAGAAGAAAGGACUGUACCCAGAAAAAAGUGUCUACACCCAGCAGGUGGGGCCGGGCUGCUGCUUUGGAGCUCUAGCGUUGAUGCUACGCUUCUACUUUGAGGAGUGGGACUAUGCCUACGUCCACAGUUUCUACCACCUUUCCCUGGCCGUGUCCUUCGUCCUGCUGCUGCCCAAAACCAACCGGCUGGGGGGAACGGGUCGCAACGCUGCAAAGCUCAACUGCUACACCCUCUGCUGCUGUGCGCCCCACCCCUCAACAAAGGACAAAGGCCGGACCGUCUGGAGGUGGCCCACCAAGCGGCCUUGGAUGCGUGCCUGUAACCCUGUACCCCCGCUGCAGCGACCCCCAGCACCUGUUAAAUUACAGGGGUAACGGGAAAGGGGGAAAAGAAGGGAUUUAAAACAGAUGGGUGUCAAGAGGUAAAAAGAAAAAGAACAGGAAGACUAAAUCUUUGUGUGACUCUGUGACAACGCAGUUAACCCCUUUGUGCUUGGAUUGUGAUCACAGUGCACACACACACACACACACACACAAACACACACUCGUGCAAAUGAAUGGCUGAGGAACUCCAGAGAAAGCGACUGAGACAGAGAGAGCAAGAGAGAGACUCGCAUAAACUGCUCUCAGCGCGCAAAACCCAGAGAAUUUCCCUAAGUCCCGGUCUCCCGAGGGGCUUCGCCCAUUUCCAGCUGUGGGGAGACCAAAGAACAACAAGUUACUAAAACACGCGGGGAGAAGGAAUCUAGUGUGAAGGUUAGAUAGUGAGACAAGCCAGUAAAACUGACUGGAACAUUUAAGAGCGGAGAGGACAAGCAGACGUUUUAUCUCCCCAAGUUGAAUAAAUUGUCUUUUAAAUGGCCCCGCGGGGAAGCCUCUCUGGGCACUGUUCUCUCAGAGACAGGAACCACGCAUUUAACUAAAAGUCAAAAAAUGACAGGAUUGUAAAAACGCAUUUUACUCUUACUCCUCACUUUAAACAUUGCGAGAUGCCAAAUAUAUUUUAGAAGGUGUCUCACACGUAUUUGUGCAGCUGAACUGAGUCCAGCCACUGCGAUGUAAACUGAGAAUCCACUAAUGGUUCUGGAGCAGUAAGCAGAGAACUUCGUUCCAAUGAAUGAUGGAUCCGCAGCUCAGCUACAGAGCUCCUUCUCUUGAAAUUAGUAUUUAUUAUUAGCAACCAGCCCAUGUUUCUCAUGUUUUCGCAAUUUGUUCUAUUUUUAUAGCAACACACCAAUGUAUAUACGUUUA